AUGUCCAAUAUAGCCUUUGUUCGUAUUCAAAGAGAAUGCAAAGAAGUUGUUACUAACAAGGAAAUUCAAGAUACUGGUAUAAUGAUUGAAAUUUUAAAUGAUUCGUUAACUGAUAUAAAGGGAACUAUCAAAGGUCCACCCGAUUCGCCUUAUGAAGGAGGAACCUUCGAUAUUUCAAUUGUUAUCCCAGAGCAAUAUCCCUUCAUUCCGCCAAAGGCUAAGUUCAUCACGAAAAUAUGGCAUCCGAACAUAAGUUCCCAGACAGGUAUCAUUUGUCUGGACAUUCUGAAAGACCAAUGGGCCGCUUCACUUACUCUGAGAACCGUUUUAUUAUCUAUUCAAUCUUUAAUGUGUAGUCCUGAGCCAAAAGAUCCCCAAGAUGCUGUAGUUGCACGGCAGUAUAUGGAUGAUCCACAGCUAUUCAAGAAAACUGCUAUCUUUUGGACAUCCCGUUUUGCCAAGGGGAACGCCCCAGAUUGUACUGAUUUCAGAUUUAAAAUUACCAAGUUAAUGGACAUGGGUGUUACUGAGGACGAAGCUGUAUCUGUACUCAGCUGUAAUGCCUGGGAUCUCUCUAAAGCUACGGAUUAUAUUUUCUCUUAA
Auanema sp. JU1783 is the source of this 603-nucleotide messenger RNA. The record is from the annotation of a GenBank genome assembly. NCBI's taxonomy places the organism in Eukaryota, Metazoa, Nematoda, Chromadorea, Rhabditida, Rhabditidae.